Messenger RNA from Aptenodytes forsteri (emperor penguin), 5832 nucleotides. RefSeq names its product extended synaptotagmin 2 (gene ESYT2). The coding region runs from base 1 to 2655 and encodes 884 amino acids. Gene Ontology annotation, molecular function: lipid binding. Lineage: Eukaryota; Metazoa; Chordata; Aves; Sphenisciformes; Spheniscidae. Gene Ontology annotation, biological process: lipid transport. The record is from RefSeq and is a predicted model, not a curated record. The transcript is spliced from 23 exons.
AUGGUGCGGUUUGCCCGUGAGGAAGCACACGCUAGCACGUUCGCGGCCCCUAACGCCUUGGCAAGCGGGUUCUGCUUCGUGCCACCCAGCAAGAGCCUGUUUCCUUGUUACGACUCCCUCUUCCCGCGGCACGUUGCCCCCCUCGUUCCUGAGAGGCCGGUGGCCGUUACGGGCGGGCGCUUGGGCUGGCUGCCCCCAGGCGAAGGCGGGCGGGGGAUCCGAGGCGACGGGGGUCCCGGCGGCAGGAAGGAGAGCUCAGCGAGAGGCGGCGACGAUCUCCUCCUGGCCCGGAUCCCGUCGCGCAGGGCGAACCCGCGCUUCCUAGGACAGGUCCAUUUUCCAGACACAGAGAGGGCAGAAUGGCUCAACAAGACUGUAAAACAGAUGUGGCCUUUUAUUUGCCAGUUUAUUGAGAAACUCUUUCGGGAGACCAUAGAGCCAGCAGUAAGAGGAGCAAACAACCACCUCAGUACCUUCAGUUUUACAAAGAUUGAUAUCGGUCAUCAGCCUCUGCGGAUAAAUGGUGUAAAAGUGUACACUGAAAAUGUGGACAAAAGGCAGAUCAUUUUGGAUCUUCAAAUCAGUUUUGUUGGAAACUGUGAGAUUGAUUUGGAGAUCAAGAGAUACUUCUGCAGAGCUGGUGUGAAAAGUAUACAGAUCCAUGGCACUAUGAGGGUUAUCCUGGAACCACUAAUUGGAGACAUGCCCCUAAUUGGAGCACUAUCCCUUUUUUUCCUUAGGAAACCUCUUUUGGAAAUUAACUGGACUGGACUGACCAAUCUUCUGGAUGUUCCGGGACUGAAUGGCUUAUCAGAUACAAUAAUACUGGAUAUAAUAUCCAACUACCUGGUCCUUCCAAAUAGAAUUACAGUCCCCCUUGUCAGUGAAGUGCAGAUUGCUCAGUUGCGGUUUCCUAUACCAAAGGGUGUUCUAAGGAUACACUUUAUUGAAGCUCAGGACCUGGAGGGGAAAGAUACUUACCUAAAAGGGAUUGUCAAGGGAAAGUCAGAUCCUUAUGGAAUCAUCCGUGUGGGCAACCAGAUUUUCCAAAGCAAGGUCAUCAAAGAAAAUCUCAAUCCAAAAUGGAAUGAAGUUUAUGAGGCCUUAGUAUAUGAACAUCCAGGACAGGAGCUAGAGAUUGAGCUCUUUGAUGAAGAUCCAGAUAAAGAUGACUUCCUGGGAAGUUUGAUGAUAGAUUUAAUUGAAGUUGAAAAGGAGCGUCUUCUAGAUGAGUGGUUUACUUUGGAUGAAGUGUCCAAAGGAAAAUUGCAUUUAAAACUGGAAUGGCUCACAUUGAUGCCAACUGCUGAAAAUCUAGACAAGGUGCUAACAAGCAUUAGAGCUGAUAAAGACCAAGCCAAUGAUGGGCUUUCUUCUGCAUUGCUUAUUCUCUAUUUGGACUCAGCAAGAAACCUGCCUAGUAUCUACGAGGGAAACUUUGGGUGUGGAUACUUAAAAGAGAGGAGAGCAUCGGGACUAGUCUUUUGUGAAAACACUACCUCACUCUAUAGAGCACUAUUUUCAGGAAAGAAAAUAAACAGCAAUCCCAAUCCACUUGUUUUGCUGUCAGUUGGACACAAGGCACAGGAAAGUAAGAUUCGAUACAAGACCAAUGAACCAGUAUGGGAGGAAAACUUUACUUUCUUUGUACACAAUCCCAAAAGACAAGAUCUUGAAGUUGAGGUGAGGGAUGAACAGCACCAGUGUUCUUUGGGGAACUUCAAACUGCCUUUAAGCCAGUUGCUGGAGAGUGAAGAUUUAACUAUGCAUCAGCGGUUCCACCUGAGCAACUCCGGUCCGAACAGCACUAUAAACAUGAAGAUUGCACUCAGGGUCCUUUCUCUUGAAAAGCAAGCAAGAUCUCCAGAUCAUCAACACUCGGCCCAAGUAAAAAGGCCAUCUCUUUCCAAAGAUGCAAGAAAAUCAUCUUUUAAGCCUCACGUUCCUCUCUCACCACCACCUGAUUCAAACAAACCUGUUCCAGCUUCCCCAGCGACUGAUAGUGAUAAAAAGACUGAUACAGCUGAAAAAAGUCAGCCUCCCAAUGCCAGCCCUCAGUGGCCAACAGAUCUCAGCCGAAGUUCCUCCAGUCUUCAUGCCUCUAACUUCUCUUACUCUCCCAGCCACCUCUCGGUCAAAGAACCCACUCCUAGCAUAGCCUCAGACAUAUCGCUGCCUAUCGCCACACAGGAGCUACGGCAAAGACUACGACAGCUUGAAAAUGGAACAACUCUGGGGCAGUCUCCAUUAGGACAGAUUCAGCUAACAAUUCGUCAUAGUUCACAAAGAAACAAACUGAUUGUGGUAGUGCAUUCCUGCAGAAAUCUAAUAGCGUUUUCAGAAGAAGGAUCCGAUCCAUAUGUGCGAAUGUAUUUAUUGCCUGAUAAGAGACGAUCAGGAAGAAGAAAAACGCAUGUAUCAAAGAAGACAUUAAACCCAGUGUUUGAUCAAAUAUUUGAUUUCAGUGUUUCCCUGCCUGAAGUACAGAGAAGAACACUAGAUGUAGCAGUGAAGAACAGUGGUGGUUUCUUAUCCAAAGAUAAAGGCCUGCUUGGCAAAUUAUUAAUACCUCUGGCAUCUGAAGAACUUGCUAAAGGCUGGACCCAGUGGUAUGAUUUAACAGAAGACGGUACAAGGCCACAUGGUGCAAGUUAGGCCCAUGGAUACUGGGAAUUCCCCAUGCAUACUUUUGCUGACCUUUAUAUAUUUUUAAAGCGUUGUUCUCACAGAUCUACCAAUAUUAUUUUUAUAGCUUUACUGAUUUAGUUCUUAGACACAUCCCAAAUAAUUUUAUAACACUUGGUCAUUUUAUGUAGACAUAGCCUUUCUCAUUGUUAAACUUUGUAUUUUAAUUUGCUAAACAAUUUUAUGUAUUACUGUAAUGUGCAAUAGUACAGUAAAGUAACCUUUUGUGUUUAAAUUGAUCUUUAUGACGGCUGUACCUGUUAGAAAGUGAAAAGAUUAUGUUCUGCUGUUUUCCUGCCUUGUUUUAUAUCUCACCAAGGUAUACCGUACCAUGUAAAUAUAUACUAUUUUUUUAUAAUUCUUUCAUGCUGGUUUGAAUUCAGAAGAAAAUUAGAUAAAGGAUAUAGAUAUUUUCUUCUAAAUGCAUGUUAAUUUCUUCAGAUGAAUCUCUUUUGUCUUUGCAGCACAAUGGUCUUAAUCAUUUUGUGAUAUUCUUCAAAAACAAAUGCAGAAAAACAUUUUUACUUUAUUGUGUUUCUGGCCCAGUGUGGCUAGCUUAAAUGUACAAAACAUUAACAUUUUAAUAUUUAUAUAUAAAUGUAUUAUUGGAAAAUCAUGCUAUAGAAUAUUAUAAACAAAAAUGAAAAUUCUAUAAAUAUUGUAUAAAUAGAGGUCCAUGAAUCACAGUUUCUAAAUCUGAGUUUUCAUUUAAUGGAGUAAACAUGACAAACAGUACAGUUUCAUUAUACAGGUUCACUUAGAUUUUGUUAUUUAUUCCUGUACUCUACAGUACUAGACAUGGGACCUUUUGAAGUUAUGAGGACAUGGAUUUUUCUGUAUUAUAAACAAAAAAUCUCUAACCACUUAGAACUGUCCUUACUGCCUUGUUUCACUGAUUUAAAAGGUAUACAAAUCAGCUUGUGAUGUAAGUUCAUAUAGUAGGCAUACGUACAAGACGUUAUUUUUAUUAUACAAUACUGUGCUAAAUAGUAUAUUAUGCUAUACCUUCUGUAAUACUAAAAUGGAAAACCAAUAGGUAAGAAAGUGUGAAACUGAGUUGAAACUGACUGUCUUUACAGUUGCUUCAUUGCUACUUAGUGUGUUUGGUGCAUGAAAAAAAUGCACUUCCGUGGUCCACCCAGGUUUCUUGAGAAAUAAUGGCAUUCUACUGAGGCAUUGCCAUAGUCUGCUGCAAGACUACAGCAGUGAUACAAUUAGCACAAACUGAUAAAAGCAGACAGUUGAGAGUUGGAGGGAGAGUAUCAGCCUAAAGAGCUGAGCUCAUAACUCUAAUUUUAUGAAUUACGGGGAAUUUUUUUAGUAUUCAGAACUGAUUUUUCUUUUUCUGGUAGGUUUUCUCAGACUGUUAUAAAAAUGUGCAUUAAGAAUCCAAGAGAACCGUUCAGCUCUUUCAGAGCCAACGCCCUCAUUCUUGGAUAAGUAUGCAAUUAGACAGACAAAGUAUAUUAUUUAGCUAGGAUUCUAGAAAGAUCUCUCAGCAAAGAAUUUUAAAGAAUAUUUAAAAAAAUAAUAAACGCCUGAAAUUAGCUUUAUUGUAAGAUUACUGACAAAACCUUAAUUCUAGAUGUAGAAUAUGCCUACAUUACUAGAUGUACCAAAGUGCCUACCAUAGAUGUAGCUUUUUGUCUUUUUCAAGUUUAAGAAUUGACUCAUUUCAGUUUGUCUAAAUUCAGUUUAACAUGAACAUUUGUCACGGAUGUGUGUGACGCACACAUACACUUCUAUACAGUGACAGCCUUCUUAUUGCCACAUUUUAUACAAGACAAUUUUAGCAAACAAACUUACAUUGUAAAUUUUGCUGCUGUAACUUUCUGAUGGGCUGGGCAAUAGAGAGAGGUUCUUAGUAAGAAAACAUUUCCAUUUGAAGGCUUCACUCUAUAUUGGAAUGUAUGAGUAUCUAUAUAUAUAUACACACACACUCAUCUGUUCAUAUAAAAUGUAAUAUAUUAUGAAAUACAUAUUUUCUUCACUAGUUCUCCAUUAAAAUGUUAAGAAUGGAAAGAGAGAAUUACUGUUAGUGCCAUGAAAAUGCAGAAAGCGAAAGCUGAUCUAAAUAAAGGAGGUUUAAGUGCAGCAGUUCAGCAUAAUUCUCUUUUGCCUUGGUUCAGCCCGAGGCAGAAGGACUUCUGCUGUACAUCUUGGCCAGUGACUCCCCAGAGUUUGAUCCUUAGCCAACAAAUGGGCUGUUAGACUGAUUCGGUGUUUCAAGUCUUAAGUGAAGUCUGGGGACAGAUGUUAGAAGACUCUGUACUUAAACAAAAAAAGUGCACAUUUUGUCUUCUGGAGUCUCGAGGGGGGGAAGAAAUGCUGUGUUUGGGUAAAUGUGAGAUGAUAGCACAAAGUGAGUAACUGAACAAAGUACAUAGGGCAAGUCUCCAAAAUAGCUUACAACCUAAAAUUAGGGAUAGGCUCUUAAGAGUCCCCAGUUCCCGUUUAGGAAUCUAAAAUUAAGAGAUUGAAUUGUCAUUGUAAUUCAAUAACUUUAAUUCCCAUUGACUGUAAUCAGUCCUGGAUGCCAAAGUCUUUAGAAAUGUUCUCCUGAGUGAAUUUGGAUCAGAAUAUGGCUACCUAGAUGAGACUGGUUCUUUUGAUAGUGGAAACAAACCUCUGUAUCAUAGUUACCAAAUUCUGAUUGUUCCGUUUAUGUGGAAGUAGGAAGGAUGAACAUCAUUUUUCCUCCGGGCAAAAAUUGCACCUCAUUAUCAAGUCAAUGUAUUCAAUAUCAGCUAAUAGCUUUUCAUGUAGUUCUUGUUUAUCCUGUGCCUUAAAAUAUGAACAUAUGAAGGUGUUUAAGAAAUGGCUAAAAAUAAGCUGUGUUGUCUGUAUGUACCAACACAUUCUCUACUGUUGAAACUGUUUUUAGAAUUACUCUGCUUCACUGACAGGAAAACCGGCUUUCUUAAUUAUAGCAGUGGUAUAACCCAAACUCAAAUCAGCAUGCGUAUCACUAGGAUUUGGAUUAAAAGAAUUUUCAUUUUCUGUCUUGAAUCCUUUAUCAGAGCUGCAGCAAAUGGUGAGAGUUGAAAUGAGAACAAAGGGUAAUCAAUUCUGUACGGAUUGCCUUUUUUGCUCAUGUAAUUCUACAUUAUGAUGCAUGUAUUUAUUCAAUAAAUGGUUCAUAUGGAA